This is a messenger RNA of Bombyx mori (domestic silkworm), 1653 nucleotides long. Its product is annotated as mitochondrial coenzyme A diphosphatase NUDT8. Lineage: Eukaryota; Metazoa; Arthropoda; Insecta; Lepidoptera; Bombycidae. The coding region runs from base 1 to 657 and encodes 218 amino acids. Gene Ontology annotation, molecular function: coenzyme A diphosphatase activity. The record is from RefSeq and is a predicted model, not a curated record. The transcript has a single exon.
AUGUCAUUAUCACCAGAAGUAUUGCUGAAUGCAGUUACUCGAUCGAUAUGCAUAUCAAAGUUAAAAGAACUUCCAAUAUUUUUAAGCAAAGAGGUAACGUAUAAAACCAAAGCCUCUGUUUUAGUACCAUUAUGUAUUGAAAACGACCAAGUUUGCCUGUUAUAUACUCUAAGAUCGUCUAAUUUGAGCAAUCACAGCGGACAAGUUUCUUUUCCUGGUGGUAAAAUGGAUAAAAAUGAAGAUGUUUAUGAGACUGCUUUACGGGAAACUGAAGAGGAAAUUGGAAUAUCUCGUGAACACAUCGAUAUUUGGAGUAAAAUGCCUCAAGUCCAGGGUCGUGAUAGAAAUAUAGCUAUAACACCAGUUAUAGGCCUACUUAGAAAUUACCACAGAGAUAAUCUUAGACCUAAUCUAGGAGAAGUUGAGGAAAUAUUCACAGUUCCAAUGAAAACAUUUUGUGAUGUUAAUAAUCAUGCACACUUAGAGUAUGACGGUAUAAUAAUACCUGUAUUUUUGAAUGAAAAGCAUAAAAUUUGGGGAAUAACAGGAAUGAUCACUCAUUUAUUCUUAUCGUGUUUUUUACCUGAAAAGUUAUAUAAUGUCAAUUUCAUGAGAAGAAAAUUCACUUUGGAUGAACUAAUGCCUUCUAAACUCUGAGUGGUGAUGUUAAAAUAUGUAUCGAUCUACAUGGAUAGAUAGGUACUAAAUGACUUAAAUAAGUAUAUACCUUCAUUUUUGUAUUCAUGUUUCAAUAUAAAAUAUUGAUAAAGGUUUUAAGUAUAAAUUAGAAUAAUUAAAUAAACCCAAUAAAUAAACUGUGAUAGUAAAAAAUUAACAUUUUUGGACACAUUGCCAGAAAGAUAAUUGACAAAUUAGAAAAUCUGCUGAUAACUGGCCAGGUAUUCGGAAGAAGACCAGACAAGUCCAAUGCUCUGGACUCCGAUGCAGGACUAGAUAAACUCGACUCUCAUCACCUCGGUCCAUGUUGCCAUCCACACCGCUGAGGAUAGACAGAGAGGGUGUUGGAUUGUCAGGAGAAAGUUAUUCAGUGAGGUUACGACCCUCAAUAUUAGGAUUAUCAAUGCAAGAAGCAAGAGUAAAAAAGUGACCCAGUCGCAAUAUAUUAUUAUUGUUGUUAAUAAUGACAAACGACAAAAUGUAUAUAAUGGUAAUUUUAUUUUUUCUUUGUACAGAGUAUAAAUCAUUUUAUAAAUUGAACUACAAAAUUUCUAUUGAGAGUAUGUUUUGACUUAGAAGUAUUUUUUACUGUAUUUCUGUGGCUUGUCAUAUCUAAAAUACAUAUUAAAUCUGUAUUAAUGCAUUCCUUUCCUUAAAAUUGUAACAAUGUGAAGUAAAUCGCACAAUGGGAGUGAAAAUCAUAAUAAAUCUGAAACAAUAAAAAUGUGUUAUUGUAAUAAAUAUAUAAUACAUAUUUAAACAUAUCAAAGUUCUCAAACUAGUCAACAUUCCAUGUUAAUGAUUUAUUGAAUGUGUAAAAUCAUCGGUUAAAUCUAUUUACAGUAUGACCUUGGAUUUAUUAUUUCUGAUGUUUCAAAUACUUCACAAGUUAUCGUUGUCACUAAAGUUUUAUAUGUCAACAUUGAAAAUUGUAUGGAAAUCCGUAAAAAUUAAAAGCGAGAUUAAAUUGAAGAA